AUGGCGAAUUCUUUCAACAACCCGACGCAGAUCUUCGGUGAGGAUGUUACUGAAGAAAAGGGUGAAAACGCGCGAUUGUCAGCCUUUGUUGGCGCCAUUGCCGUUGGCGACCUGGUUAAGAGUACCUUAGGGCCAAAGGGAAUGGACAAGAUUAUGCAAUCUGCCUCGACAGGAGAGAUCAUGGUUACAAACGACGGAGCUACGAUCCUUAAGGCUAUUGCGCUUGAUAAUGCCGCUGCCAAAGUUUUAGUCAAUAUUUCGAAGGUUCAAGACGACGUGGUGGGGGAUGGAACUACAUCAGUUACAGUGUUGGCCGCGGAGCUUCUACGUGAAGCCGAGAAACUUGUUGAGAAGAAGAUUCACCCUCAGGUCAUCAUCGACGGAUACCGGAUAGCUAGCCGUGCUGCCCUGGCAGCCUUGGAAGCAUCUGCAGUAGACAAUAGCGCCGACCCUGUUGCCUUCCGAAAAGACCUACAAGCCAUCGCACGAACGACCCUUAGCUCCAAAGUUUUAAGCCAGGACCGAGACCAGUUUGCCAGCCUUGCCUGCGAUGCAGUGCUAAGAUUAAAGGGAUCUACCGAUCUCAGUCAUAUACAGAUCAUUAAGAAAGCUGGUGGAAAACUCUCUGAUUCUUAUCUCGAUGAGGGGUUCAUUUUGGAUAAGAGCAUCGGAGUCAACCAACCUAAGAGACUUGAGAAUGCGAAGAUUCUAGUCGCCAACACCGGUAUGGACACUGAUAAGGUCAAGAUCUUUGGUGCCAGAGUCAAAGUCGACUCCACCGGAAAGUUGGCUGAGCUCGAGAAGGCGGAGAAGGAGAAGAUGCGGGCAAAGGUCGAAAGAAUCAAGGCUCACGGAAUUAACUGCUUCGUCAACCGCCAGCUUAUCUACAACUGGCCCGAACAGCUUUUCACAGAUGCUGGCAUAGUUUCAAUUGAGCAUGCCGAUUUCGAUGGUAUCGAGCGUCUUGCCUUGGUGACUGGCGGCGAGAUCGCGUCCACCUUCGACCACCCUGACCAGGUUAAACUUGGCCAUUGCGAUUUGAUCGAAGAGGUGAUUAUUGGAGAGGAUACCCUGAUCAAGUUCUCCGGCGUCGCUGCUGGCCAAGCUUGCACCAUCGUUCUCCGGGGCGCUACCGGACAACUCCUCGACGAAGCCGACAGAUCUCUACACGAUGCCCUGGCUGUCUUAUCCCAGACUGUUCGAGAACCCAAGGUCACCCUUGGCGGCGGAUGUGCGGAAAUGGUUAUGGCUAAGGCCGUUGAGCAUACCGCACAGAACACCACUGGAAAGAAACAGCUUGCUGUCGACGCAUUUGCUCAAGCAUUGAAACAGCUCCCCACCAUCCUUGCUGACAACGCAGGUCUUGACUCCAGCGAUCUUGUCACCAGACUUAGACAAGCCAUCAACAAGGGUUUGACCAGCUCAGGUCUAGACCUACUCACCCCCGGUGGAGGUAUCGCUAACAUGCGCGAGAUUGGCGUUGUGGAAAGUUACAAGCUCAAGCACGCCGUUGUCUCAUCGGCUUCGGAGGCUGCUGAGCUACUUCUACGAGUUGACAACAUUAUUCGCAGCGCCCCACGAAGGAGAGACCGAGCUUAG
This is a messenger RNA of Arthroderma uncinatum, 1599 nucleotides long. Its product is annotated as t-complex protein 1. Gene Ontology annotation, cellular component: cytosol; chaperonin-containing T-complex. Bases 1 to 1599 code for a protein of 532 amino acids. The transcript has 4 exons. The record is from RefSeq and is a predicted model, not a curated record. Gene Ontology annotation, biological process: protein folding. Gene Ontology annotation, molecular function: ATP-dependent protein folding chaperone; ATP hydrolysis activity; ATP binding. NCBI's taxonomy places the organism in Eukaryota, Fungi, Ascomycota, Eurotiomycetes, Onygenales, Arthrodermataceae.